This is a messenger RNA of Asparagus officinalis (garden asparagus), 1339 nucleotides long. RefSeq names its product general transcription factor IIH subunit 2. Gene Ontology annotation, biological process: DNA-templated transcription; nucleotide-excision repair; regulation of transcription by RNA polymerase II. Gene Ontology annotation, cellular component: transcription factor TFIIH holo complex; transcription factor TFIIH core complex. Lineage: Eukaryota; Viridiplantae; Streptophyta; Magnoliopsida; Asparagales; Asparagaceae. Gene Ontology annotation, molecular function: zinc ion binding. The record is from RefSeq and is a predicted model, not a curated record.
CCUCGGCUAGGAUUCAGAAAGGCUUGAUUCGGUAUCUAUAUCUCGUCAUCGAUUUGUCUAGGGCUGCUUCAGAGACAGAUUAUCGUCCGAAUCGAAUGGCUGUUGUUGCAAAAGGUGCUGAGAUAUUCAUUAGGGAGUUCUUUGAUCAAAAUCCACUCAGUCAUAUUGGUCUCGUGACCAUAAAAGAUGGUGUUUCCCAGUGCUUAACAGAACUUGGUGGCAGUCCAGAUUCACAGAUUAAAGCUUUGAUGGGUAAGCUUGAAUGCUCAGGAGAUGCGUCCUUGCAAAAUUCCCUAGAGCUUGUCCAUGAAUAUCUAAGCCGAAUUCCAUCUUAUGGCCAUCGAGAGGUCUUAGUCCUGUAUUCUGCUCUAAAUACCUGUGAUCCUGGUGACAUAAUGGAGACAGUAAAGAAAUGCAAAAAAGACAAGAUAAGGUGCUCCGUUGUUGGUCUUGCUGCUGAAAUAUUCAUAUGCAAACAUCUAUGUGAAGAGACAGGGGGGUCUUAUACUGUGGCAUUAGAUGAGUCCCAUUUUAAGGAAUUAUUAUUGGAGCAUGCACCACCUCCACCUGCAAUUGCAGAAUAUGCAGCUGCUAACUUAAUCAAGAUGGGAUUCCCACAAAGAGGUGCUGAGGGCGCGAUAUCUAUUUGUUCAUGUCAUAAGGAAGCAAAAGUUGGUGGAGGCUACACAUGCCCACGAUGUAAGGCACGAGUUUGUGAACUACCAACAGAGUGUCGACUCUGCGGGCUUACACUUGUUUCUUCUCCUCAUUUGGCACGAUCAUAUCAUCAUCUCUUCCCUGUAACACCAUUCAAUGAGGUGCCUCAGGUGCUUUUAAAUAGAAUGCACCAGAAGCCAAAAACUUGUUAUGGUUGCCAACAGAGCAUAGGGAGCACAGGAACCAAAACCAGCCUUCAUGUAUCUUGCCCCAAAUGUAAGCAACAUUUCUGCCUUGACUGUGAUAUCUACAUCCAUGAAAGCUUGCAUAAUUGCCCUGGUUGUGAGAGCCAACGAGGAUUGCCUACAUAGACACGUGCUAUAUCGCCUUUUUUUUUUUGCUUUAAUUUCGUUUCAUUGGGUUUGUGUCUGCACCAACCUCAUACUAAGAUUCCGGCUUGUACUCUGGCUGAAAGCAAAGAGGAAUCCAAUUUCUCAGCCCUUCAAGUGCUUUUUGGGUCUUUACAGACACGAGAGAGAAAAAAAAAGGGGGCGGUCUCUCCACCCCAACAUGAGAAAUUUCUGUUUUCUCUUGAGCUUCACUGUGUAUUUUAUCGUCAGAGAUGAAAGUAUGUAUAUUCAUUUGAAUAUAGAAUACCGUGUUGAAGAAAUUUUGCUCGAUC